Molecule: messenger RNA, 351 nt
Organism: Dracunculus medinensis (Guinea worm)
Lineage: Eukaryota; Metazoa; Nematoda; Chromadorea; Rhabditida; Dracunculidae
Source: the annotation of a GenBank genome assembly
AUGUCUGGAUGCGUUUCUGGUGUUGUCAUUGUCGCUCCUUGCGUAGACCAUUUUAUCGAAGUUCAGGACGAUGGGGCGGCGGGCGUGGUGGAGGAGGAAAAAGAUGCAAAGCAGCAUCAGCAAGCAUACACAACUACUAUAACAUCAAUUACUCUUACUCAUCGAUUGUUGUCGACAUUAUCACGACCACCACUGGUAUAUCAUUCGGAGGAUGCGAGUGGGGAGCAUCGAGAAAAAAAUCGUCAAAGGGAACCGGUGAAGUUCCAUGUUAAUGCAAACCUAUUUGGUAUUGAAUCAGAAACGCACGAUGAACGUUAUAAUUCGUGGAAAGACGGCCUUAGGAUUCAAUGA